This is a messenger RNA of Aspergillus bombycis, 3600 nucleotides long. RefSeq lists its product as uncharacterized. Bases 1 to 3600 code for a protein of 1199 amino acids. The transcript has a single exon. Lineage: Eukaryota; Fungi; Ascomycota; Eurotiomycetes; Eurotiales; Aspergillaceae. Gene Ontology annotation, molecular function: protein-folding chaperone binding; ATPase inhibitor activity. The record is from RefSeq and is a predicted model, not a curated record. Gene Ontology annotation, cellular component: cytoplasm.
AUGCUGGGCCGGUUACUAAGUACUGCAGCUUCCACAUUGAACCCGGCGGCUUAUUCUGCAAAAAAUCCUCAUCAACUCGAGUCCGUCACCGAGGAAGAGCAUACCUCUGGCCUUCUAUUCCCUGAUGCAAGCCUUCUCCGUCGCUCGAAUACACACGCUUAUCCUCUUCAUACGGCUUUCAAUUCCCCGAAUGCUUCUACCGCCGGUGCCUAUGAUGAUCGGGGAGGGGUUGACUUGGAUCCUACUAAGGACUUUCGUGUAAUCAUCGCUCAGAAUGCGCUUGGAGAUAGGGAUGCUUGCGUGCUACUGGAUACUCGUGCUAGUUCGGAGCCUGCCACCUAUGGCCUUGGACUGGAACCUCAGGCAUUUGAAAGCUCGGGCAUACGGCAUGCUCGUACGGUCUCGAAUCUGACCCGGGGACCUCGACGAGGCUACUUGUCUCAGUCAUCGACAGUGGAACCAAGUCCGCUUUCCUUUGCUGCAGAAGCCCGCAGAUCUCCACCAAUGUCGUCUGGUGCUUUUAUGCGCGCCCGUGGUCGCAGCUCCACGUUAUCACCCGCUGGCGGCCCUCACGAUCCUGGUUAUUCGCGUCAUUCGACGGAUUCGAACGAUGCUGGUCUAUUGAACUGUAUCUUUGGCAGCAGUGCAUUCAGCUAUCGAGGAUCCUCUACCAAGAUGCACAUUAUUACUGCCGAUGACGAGCCUGGUAGGACUGCGAGCGCCUCUCCCGCCUCCCGCAAUUCUUUUACUCGAGCCUACACUACCGGGAGUUCAUCGGCCUUCGUGAAUUCGAACCGCGGGAAUGACGGAAAACCACCGUCAAAAGUGACCAUUCUUGUAACGCGGAUGUUUAGCGUCAAUCUGCCGGAGGCGGGUGAAACCUCUCCAGACAGACAAGACCUUGCUGCUUCCUUGUAUCAAGAAUCACUUCCAGAAUCCGGCUUCCCGUUCCCCGACCUCACUAAGCGCAAAAAGAUCAAAGAGAAGAAAACCCCAAUGUACGCCGUGGCGAUCACGAUCCAAAUCCCUCUUCUGGGUCGCAAUGUCGGUCGUCCUGUUUCUCGGUUCAGCAGCCAAGGCUCUGACUCGCCCAAGCCAGGGAUGUCGUGCUCGUUAGAUUCAGACUACCGCUGGCGCACUGGGUUCUUAGACGACAGUUUGUCACUUGCUUCCCCUCCAGCAAGCCUGGACGAAAGAAUUGAUUUGCUAGUGGACCACUGGGAUGUCGUUAACCGCACCUUGUCGCAUCUGGAGAGACUCUCGCGGAAAGAGAUCUUAUUCCUCCUGAAAAAGGUGGAUUCAUCGUCUGGAAUACACCCGAAGCCAGCUAAACCUCCGAAUAUGCAACGAACAAAUCAAACUAUAAUUCACUUGCCCGCGAACAUCUUAGCGGUGAAUUCAAAGCUUCGGGAAGAGGCUAUUCGCAGUACCCGCCGUAUCAGCACCGCUCUUCAAACUCCAUAUGUGGUAACAGGACAAAGUCGGUGGGGCGUAUGGCGCGAGGAAGGCCGUUCGAUUGUUCGCAGUCUUGGGGACAAAGACCACAGUUUCUUCUUCCUGGUGCUCAUUACCGCGUUCUUAGGGAAUCACACAGAGUGGCUCAACGCACUAGGCCCAGAAUGGUGGCGACGCCGGCACUACAUACAGCAGAAGGCCCAACAACAGGACUCUGAUCCAAUCCUAGCGAACCGUACUGUAAUUAUUUCCCCCGACAAGAUGACUGCUCGUCGGCUUAUAUUUUUGCUCUCUGCGUUUCUUCCCCCCAAGCAGCGCUUUGAGCCUCUUCCGUCACCCAUUCGACCUGGCACCUCUUCCUCAAUGCGUGCUGUCUCACAAAGUCCGCCCAAUGUCCCCGUCCUACGGCAGGAGUCUCUGCGCAGAGCCAUCGAAAGACGGUCUCGUGCACAACGUUUGAAUCUCGCUGAUAGAGAUCAACACCAGCGAUCUGUGAGCGUGUCAUCAAGUGAAACCGCACACCGCUCAACAGAUGAUACCGAGACCGCUGUACCAAUGGAGUUCGCAGCAACCAGGAGAGGGUCCGAUGCACGUUCCAUUAGAACAUUAGGGGUCCCUAUACACGCGAAGGAUGCGCGCAGCAAGAACACCAGCACCGCAACAACAUCCACUGCAACCCCUGGUAGCACUGUUCCUGUCCCGCAUUUUGCUUCACAGAGUCGGUUAGAACGGGAUAGGCCGGACCACUCAAUGCAUGAAGGGGUUGAUAGCCUGGCAUCUGAGAACCUGCUGAAGAAUUUGAAGAGGAGUGAAAGUUCGGUGUUGAGUACUAACAGUAGUGUACCUUCAACUACUGGCCGAUGGGGUAGCCUGUUCUCUGGAUUAUGGAGCUCACGCCAGGAGUCAUCCGCCGGAAGCAGCGAAGCCGUUUCGCCAGUUGAGAUCCGCAGGCGCUCUGUCUCUGGAUAUACACCGCUGCCGAAACGAGGUCCUCCUACCUUAAGUCAAAUGGUAAAAGAGGUUUCGACUGAAAUACCUGAAGAAGUGCCUAAAGUAGCCACAAGUGGCAAUAUUUCCAUCCCUCACUCCAAUACUCAACAUCUCGAGGAAGAUGUGCCGGAUCUUUCAUUACCGGUUGGUCAUAACAGAGAGUCUUCUUUGAAAUUAUCCGUACGGGGCGAUGACGGAAUUGUCGACGUUGACCUUCCGUUGCCUGGCUUUGUCUCGCUUUCUUCAUCAGGUGACUCUACCAUGACAUCGCCGAAGAAGACGCGGACCUCAGUAACUAGUGUGGAUGCCGUAGCAUCUACGCACAGCAGUGGCUCAGGCUUCCCUUAUGCGCCUAGAGAAAACGAUGGGCCUAAUAUCAAUGUUGCUGGCUGGCUGAGGAGCUUUCAUGAAGACUUUCUGCUUCAAGCAGUACGGCCUUAUUCAAGCUUGGAAGCCGAUGUGAAACGCGCAAUGCAAGCUGAGCCUACCCCAAGCCAUGCUUUUUCCUCUGAAGCGGAUGGGUCGGAGAGAUGGGUAGAUGUGGCUACGACGCUAAUCGCUGACGCAAGAACUUUCACGGUUAAGCGACUGCGCCUCAGACGGAAAGCUAUCAACAAUGUCUUUUGGCGAAGCCCUACUCCACCUCCCAUUUCUCAGCCUGGUACCCCUCGUCACAUCCCUGGAGGUUCUAUUUCGUCUUCCAGCAAAACAUCUACUAUCUCUCCCAUAGAAGGUUACGAGCCCGACGAAUUCGAGGAGCGUUUCGUCGAAGAACCAGUCAUGGAUCUGGACGGCACGCUGGUUGAUGCACUUGAACGUGUUCUUGCUCAAAGCGGCCCAUCGUCUUUGGCUCACUCUCGGGCACCGUCUCCGUCGCGGGCUCGCAGGGGCGAUGAUAAGGGCACAUCAGACGCAGCGAAUCGGGAUGAGGCCCAGGUUCCUUCUCUUGAGGUUCCUCGCACUGAAUGUCGCAAGCUCGUCCUGGGGGCACUUGAAGAAGUUGUUCGCAGUGUGACCACUGAGCAUUGUCGGGAUGAUGUUGACGGGGAGCUUGCUAUGGCAGAUAGGGAACGCAAGCGUUCAUUAGCUGGACCUGACAAUACGUUGAGAGAAGGUGUGCGCAGGUGGCUUCUUGACGUUGAAGAGGCUUGGUGA